CAUGUUUUCUAUAUACAAAGGAAUUCGAACGUUCAAAAGUAUCAAUAACUUUGACAAAUACAAAAAAGUAAUGACUCAUGUUGCUGGCUAUUACCAGUCGUGUGCAGUUUGCAUAGCAUAAACAGGUGUGCGAAGACAUGCAAAAUCCAGUCCUUCAACAUAUAAAAUAACACCAAGGUGACGAAUUGCAUGACAAAAGCGAACGACAACAAUUGACGAUUUGCAGAAACGUUCAUGUAUGCCUGGCCUACAAGUGAACAAGAUGUUAAACAUGGAACAUAACGCUACCAAACUGGACGGUGACGAAGAAAAAAAGCGGGGAAUAAGUACUUAUUUUAAAAGGUACCGAAAAAAGAUCAAACACGUCAUUGACUCCCCAUCCAUUCUAAUUUUCGUUGCGUUUCUGGCCAUAUUGGACGCUACAUUCGUUGUCUCCCAGCUCAUUAUAGAUGUUAUCAUCGUUAGACGGCUUCUUGAAAAAAACAUUGCUUCCACAUGGACUUUAUCAAACGCCCUGAAGGACGCAUACCCUGCCGACUUCCAUUGCUUCGACGAGAAUCAUUACGAUUUAGGGAAUUUAGAGGAUCUUGUAUCUUUUCUCAACCACGGGGAUGAUAACCAUGGAGACGAUAAAUACCAGGGAGAUGGAGUCCAUGAGGAAAGGAGGAAGCGCCACCUGCAAACUAGAAGUAAAUACAUUCAAGAUAAUCGAGUACUGUCAAGAGUUCUACGUGCUGCCAUGCGAAACAUGCAUUCACAAGAUAAGACAAUAAACGGAAUUCGGAACGAUGAAGGACCUCCAAGUAGGCGUAUUCAAAAACGUGGAUCGGGGACAAUCAAAAAUGACACUAUCUUGGCGAAAAAUUCGACAUUUGAAAAUCACGGGUGUCCAAAUGUAACCGAAGACAAUCACCAUGACGGAGAGCAUGAUCUCGAACAUACUCUCGCGCAUGCUUUUCAUAUAGGAAGUCUCGUUGUGCUCACUCUGAUGGUAUUUGAGAAAGUUCUACACAUACAAGCUCACGGGAAAAAGAUUUUCAAAGAUAGGCUACAGGUGUUUGAUGGAUUUGUUGUGAUCUUAUCUUGGAUCCUUGAUCUGACUCUCAUUGACGGGAUCUGGGCAUGGGCGGAAGUGGACGCAGCUUUGAUCCUUAUAAUCAUUUCUCCUUGGAGGGUCAUCCGUAUUGUUAACUGUUUUGUUAUGACCUUCAAGGAGAGAUAUAAGAUCCACAUACGUCUUAUUCAAAGGCAAGCACGGUCGAGUGAAAAGAAAGCAAAAGUAGCUACCAGCAAGAUGACACGAAUCGAGAGGGAGAUAUUGCAUCUUAGAGAUCUAGCUGCAGAUCAUGGUGCAACUGAUGAAGCGAUUGAACUGUGCACUAACAAGAGUUCGGAAGAUGAAAUCACUCGCAAAACGGGAAAAUACUUUAAUAUUAUGUCACGCAUUACGAAUAUUCUCCUAACGACGUUGACCAUGCGAAAUGACGGAACGAAAAAUGAUGAUGAAGACGACGAUCCAGAACAGGGAGAUGAUACGCCUGAAACGCCUGGAAUACGGAGAUGUCUUUCUGCGGUGGAGUUGGAGGAAAUUCAACAUGACCUCAAGGAAUGCAGCAUUGCUGUUGAGACUAGAUUUGCACAUCUUGAUGAAACGAAAGUGCGCCCUGUAGAAACAAUAGCAUUUCCUGUGGAAACCAUGGUACAUUUUGGAGAUACAUCCGCACAGCCUGUAGUAACAACAGCAACGCAGUCUGAAGAAAAGAAAACACCCCCUGUAUAUACAAUGGUACACUCAGCGGAGAAGACGGUGAAUCCUAUAUUUACAGUCGUUCAUUCUGGGAAAACGGCAACGCGCCAAUCUAGACACCCUCUAGAUACAAGGGAGCUCUCCCGAGAAAAUCUAAAGAAACUUAUCUCUGACACGACGGUGAACUCUGGAGACAAGACAAGACAUCCUGUAUACACAAUUGUUCACACAGGAAAAACGACGCCUCACCCUCCAAAUAGAAGGGUACACUUUGGAGACAGUACUCUUCCGCCUGGAGAUACAAUGGUACACUCUGUGGAAAUGACUGCACACCCUGUAGAUACAAUGGCACAAUCUGAAAAAAUGACUGUACAACCGUUGAAGGAAAAUAAGAAAAUGACAGUGCAACCAUUGAAUGCAGUUGCAGACUCUAAGGCACCGACUGUACAACAGUUCAAUUCAAAUGUGCAUUCUGAUGAAACGCACCAGUUGGAUACUAUUGAACACUCUAAGGAGUCAACUGUGCAACCUUUGGAUACAACUGUUCAUCCUGGGAACACGACUGUGCAACAGUUGGAUAGAACUAUACAUUCUGAAACGUCGAAUGUACAAUCAUUGAAUACAAUCGAAUGCUCUAAGGAGACAACUCUGCAACCGUUGAAUAAAACUAUACAUUCUGAUGAAACGACUGUGCAACCGUUGGACACAACUGUACAUUCUGAGGAAACGACUGUGCAACCGUUGGACACAACUGUACAUUCUGAGGAAACGAUUGAACAACAAUUUGAUGAAACUGUACAUUGUGAAGACACGAAUGUUCAACCAUUGGAUACAAUGGAACAAUCCAAGGAUACAACUGUGCAACCGUUGGAUACAACUGUACAUUCCGAGGAGAAGACUGUGCGACCGUUGGAUAUAACUGUACAUUCGGAAGAAACGAAUGUACAACCGUUGGAUACAACUGUACAUUCUAAUGAAACGACUGUUCAACCGCUGAAUUUAACUGUAAAUUCUGAGAAAACGCAUGACCAACCGUUGGAUACAAAGGUUAACACUAAGAAAAUAACUAUUUCACAGUUGGAUACGACUGUACAUUCUGGAAUGACUGAACAACAAUUGGAUAGAACUGUACAUUCUGAGGAAACGACUGGACAACCAUUGGAUACAAAUGUACAUUUUACGAUUGAACAACCGUUGGAUACAACUGUACAUUCUAGGGAAAUGACUAUUCAACCGUCGGAUACAAAUAUACGCCCUAGGGAAACGAUUGUUGAACCGUUUGAUACAACUAUACAUCCUGGGGAAACGACUGUACAUCCGUUCGAUACAACUGUUCAUUCUGAGGAAAGGACUGGACAACAUGUACAUAAACUCGAACAUUCUGGAGAACCGACUAAACACACUUUACAAAAUGUGGAUACAACGGUAAACUCUGCGGAAACUUCUGUACACCCGGUAGAUACAACGGCAAAUUCUGGGAAAACGACAAUACACCAUUUGGAUGCAACGGUAGACUCUGAGGAAACGAUGGGACGCCCUGAACAUACAGUAGUGUACUUUGAAUGA
Owenia fusiformis is the source of this 3313-nucleotide messenger RNA. NCBI's taxonomy places the organism in Eukaryota, Metazoa, Annelida, Polychaeta, Sabellida, Oweniidae. The record is from the annotation of a GenBank genome assembly.